GUGGUCGAAGGUGACGGUAAGAAGGGGUGAGUUCGCAACGCGCAUGCGCUAGGGGAGAAGGGAUGAAGAACUGUACAAAGUAAGGAAGGGUAUAAGAUAAUGAUGUAAUUGUCGGAAAGGGAUGCAGGUGUUUAAUCGCGUGUAAUUUGUCGACCAAAUGGGGGAGAAAGUUAUACAACUUGAGAGAAGUUUUGCCGUAAGUAUUGAUUUCAAUAGAAUUCUUAGCAUUCCCUCUAAUAGAAUUAUUUAGUGGUUACUAGAAGAAGUAUAAUUAGAAUAUUUGAUGAACUUAAGCGAACUGAGGGGGUUGGAGUCAGUCGACGAUAGGAAGACACAACAGACGGCAUUAUGUCUUCUACGGAGGAAGACUAUAUCCAGAACGAGUACUAUGCUUACAAUCGACGGUUAUUUCGACUGAUAGGAUUAUGGGAUUACCAGAGAUCGUUUAAGAAAUUGAUUUAUGUUUGUUUCAUUAAUCUUCUAAUAAUCAUUACAGUAUUCGAACUGAUUUAUGCGAUCUUCAAUUCACGAAGGGAAUUCGACUCAUACACCGAAUUAUUACAAAAUACCUUGCCUAUUUUAUGCACCGGAUCAUGCUAUUACAAUCUAAUAUGGAAUAAUGCUAUUAUUAAGAAAAUUUUUUAUCGUAUGAAUUACGAUUGGAAGGAAUUUGCGAAUAAGGAAGAAUCAAUGAUACUGAAGAAAUAUGCUAAAUUAAGCAGAAAGUGUACCGUUGUAAUAAUAAGUAUGUGAGAUAUUAUAUGGUCGUUCUAACACUGAGCAUUAUAAUUAUAUAUCUGUUCUUUAA
Molecule: messenger RNA, 808 nt
Organism: Vespula vulgaris
Lineage: Eukaryota; Metazoa; Arthropoda; Insecta; Hymenoptera; Vespidae
Exons: 4
Coding region: 349-753 (134 amino acids)
Source: RefSeq, a predicted model, not a curated record